AGUAACCAUGCACAGCAAACACAGACACAGGCUGUACAAGAGGCAGACAGCAGCUCGGUAGGCAUUGGCAGGCAUUCAGAUUCUAUUGACCGGUGACAGGAAGAUAAGAUGCUAAUCAUCAUCAUCAUCUAUAUUCUGCAUUUCCAAGGUUAUGUGGUCUGCAAUGGAUGGACAGCACAGAUACCCCCGUCUGUAGAUGCACUGGAGAAUUCCUGCGUGGUUGUGUCCUGCACUUAUGAGUAUCCCAACACAGACGGCAAAACAAUUACUAUCUGGCGGCCAUCUUGGUCUCUCAAUGGGAGGAGGAUUUACAGGAGCGACACCACCGCGAAGAAUGAGAAAGGUUCUCAGAACCACACUUCAAUGCCAGGAAAUAUAAAGGAAAAUAACUGUUCACUUCAAAUAGAUAGUGUGAGACAAGCUGAUGCUGGCCCAUAUUUGUUUAGAAUUGAGAUGCCAGAGUUGGAUAACUAUUCAUAUAAACAUAAUAAAGCAAAAAUUACUGUGAAAGUUAAGCCUGACCCUCCAUCAUUAAAGGAAGUGAGAUCAGGAAAUAAUGUAAUAGUUUCCUGUUCCGUGUCUCAUUCCUGUCCUCCUCACCCUCCCACCAUUACCUGGAGUCGUGAUGGCACGAUCACCGUCCAAUCAGUGCCACCGACAGGGGGACUACAUAAACUAACCUCCAACCUGACCUUUUCAGUCGACACCUUGGACCACCAACAGCCAAUCAUAUGCUCUGUACAGCAUCAUGGUGGAAAGAAAUCCAACAGGUCUAUCAACAUCACAGCAGGAAAUUCUGGAAGUAUACCAGACGACCGGGAUGUAAAUGACAAGAAACAUGAUGUUGUCCACACAACACAGGCACCAGCGAGCGAGGAGGAAGACUCUGUUCCAACAGUUGCUCCUGAAGAAACAACACUGCUUCCCACCGCAGCAUCCCUUGGACAAGAAGGUCCUCUCAUCAAAAUCAUAUCUGUGGUAGUACCUCUUUUGAUUAUUGCCAUUGCCAUUGCCAUGCUGGUGGGAUUUAAAUUCUACAGGAAACAUAAGCGAAAACAGAACACACAACCUAACCUAUAUGCAGACAAAAACAGGACUGGCGAUAGGCCGUGUCUGGAGAUGUCUGACGAGGUGUACGCCAACACUGAAGUGAUUACGGCUGGCAAAGAUGUUGGCGAUGAGGACGAUAUCUAUGCAAACACUGAGUUUCUGGAGAGCAAAAAUCCAGCAAUAUGGAUGAAUCAUGGACUUGGAUCUGCUACAGAGCCAGAUGAAGACAUUUAUGCCAACAUGUAGUCGGAGAGGGGAACUGAGAAAUAGAGAGAGAGAGAGAGAGAGAGAGAGAGAGAGACAUUGUGCUGUGCAUCUGGACAGAUAGUAGUGAUCCUGAACAUGAUGAACUGAAGAUGAGUCCAAAUAUAAAUUAUAUUGCCAAAGUGCCUGAGAGGGAAACUACCCUGCUGGCCAAAUAUAUGCCAAGCAUAUAUCAGCUUGGCUUUUUAGACUUUUAUGAUACAUGGCAGGUUGUGCUUUAUUAAUUGCACAAUCUGACCAGAGAUGAUAAUAUAUCAACUUUUUAAAAAAUAUUUUGCUCUUCUAUACCCUACUGUAUGUAGACCUGUGUAUACGUACUGUAAUGGGCCAUGGUAUCAGAUACCCUUCCUUUAAAGCCGUGGCUUCUAAAUGUUUAAUCAAUUGGGUGCACGCCUUUGAUGUUGAGAGUACUUGCUUAUUGGGCUGCUUAAUGAGAGGGUCCUAGAUUUUAUUUCUUUCAUUUGCUUGCCUAUUUGAAACAGUUAUACCUGCAGCAACCAAUCAAUGGACACCCCACAGAUAAGCUGAGCAUAUGCCCGCUGUGAUGUGCCUCGUCCUGACUGGAGAAAGAGGGAGCUAAAGUUACCUUGCAGAACAUUGAUAUUCAAGACCUGUUUUGCUGUGCCAUUAGAAGUAAAGCACUGUAAACAAAGCUUUGGCUGUUUAGUUCAGGGAACAUAUGUUAGUGAUUAAUACAAUAACUGAUAUGUAUCUGUAUUAGUGGUCAAUAACAUCUGCAGUGAGCAUAAAUAAUUAUCUAAUAGGCCAUUAUUCACCAAUAGUUUAUAUAUCUUAUAUACCAUUUAUUCUGGAUACAUUGUUGCAUAACUAACUAGCUGGUCCUGUAAGCUUACUAAUAUAUAAUUGAUUAUUAAGAAUUUGCCGAGAGUACAUUACUAGUGCAAUCAGAGUAAGACAUUUAGGGAUGAAGGCCUAAUAGUUUAUUAAUAUAUCUUAUAUACCAUUUAUUCUGGGUACAUUGUUGCAUAACUAAUUAGCUGGUCCUGUAAGCUCACUAAUAUAUAAUUGAUUAUUAAGGAUUUGCCGAGAAAACAUUGCCAGUGCAAUCAGAGUGGAAUUGGGGAAUAAAGGCCUAAUAAAUUAUUAAUGAUUCUUAAUGCAGACUUUAUUGGCCACUGAUACAGACGCAUAUUAGAUAUGUGUUAAUGGAUAAUGUAUGUUUCCUAAAAUGAAGUAGCCUAUUACCGACUGUGGUAUGGAAUUAUGGGAAAUGUGAUGAGAUGUGGGAAAACCCAUCACCUGAUGAACAAAAAUUUCUACUCUGUUUCAACCGACUUCAGAUUCUGAUACCAUCCUAGCAACAUCGUGGAUACCGUCCCUACAAACAUCCCGGAUACCAUCCUCACAAAAUCCUGGGGGUUGCUAGUCUGGCUAUCACCAUACUAAACUCAAUCUUUUAAGAUUGAAUAUUAGUCCGGGGAGUCUGCGAUUCAUUUUUACUGCACAAGAGGCGUGAUCAAUGGGCAUAGUUCAAAUGAUUCCAUUUGGAUAGUUCUUCAACCGAUCAGACGAUCAGCCGAUAGACCGAUCAACGAUCCGGGUGCGCCUUUUGGAUAAGCUAGUUUGUGAUUGGACCCAGAAGAUGUGGACAGGAAGCAGGAGAGAUGGAUGUGCAGGUUUUCAGCCUGAGCUGCAGAGCGAAAUCCAAAUCGCCGGCAGAUCAGGCAGGGUUUACCCAGCCUAGGGUGUUGCUAGGGUGGCAUCAGAAUCAUGUUGAUGAAAUGUCACCAUGUACUGGGCUUUCCUAGGUCCCAUCACAAAUAUAUGACCUGGAUUCCAUAUAUGGAUUUCAUUGUUUACAACAUUUGUUUAUGUUUAUAAAUUUGUUUCUUAGCAGACGCGUUUGUCCAAAGCAACAUGCAACUAUUUGUAAGAUUUCAUUAAAUACCUUCCACUGUGAUCGACCUAAUAAACACAUAUACCAUUUAUUUACCAUUUUCCCACUGUGAUUGACCUAAUAAACACAUAUAC
Sardina pilchardus (European sardine) is the source of this 3306-nucleotide messenger RNA. RefSeq names its product myeloid cell surface antigen CD33-like. NCBI's taxonomy places the organism in Eukaryota, Metazoa, Chordata, Actinopteri, Clupeiformes, Clupeidae. The record is from RefSeq and is a predicted model, not a curated record. The coding region runs from base 109 to 1296 and encodes 395 amino acids. The transcript is spliced from 12 exons.